AUGCCGAUUUAUUUUGUGAGCCACGUCUUAAAUGCUGCCGAAAGACGAUAUCCGUUGGUUGAGAAAAUCGCAUACGCGGUAGUUAUAGUUGCGCGAAAGUUGCGGCCUUACUUCGAUGCACAUACAAUUGACAUUCUAACAAAUCAACCGUUAGAGAAGUCUUUGAAAAAGAUGGAAACCUCUGGGCGCCUGGUUAAAUGGGCGGUAGAGUUGUAUGAAUACGUUAUUACGUAUAAACCGAGAGUAUCAAUCAAAGCCCAAGCAUUGUCUGACUUCAUUGUGGAAACAUCUUACUCUGAAGAAGAAGAGGAUACCGGCACAUGGAAGGUGUCAGUUGACGGCUCGUCAGCUUCGACCGGUUCAGGGGCUGGAGUAGUUAUGGUUUCCCCCCAGGGAGACGUGUUCGAAUAUGCAAUUAAGUUCAAGUUUAAGGCCUCGAACAACGAGGCCGAAUAUGAAGCAGCCUUAGUAGGAAUACAGCUAUGCAUAUCUGCUGAAGCAAAACGUAUUGAGGUGACAACUGUUUCGCAGCUAGUAGCGAAUCAGUUCAAAGGCACUUAUGAAACUCGGGAGCCGACAAUGACAGCAUAUUUGGCAAAACUUCAAAAUACAACAGCCAAUCUGGAAUAUUUCGAAAUAAAGUUGGUUACUCGAGCGAUGAACACGCAGGCAGACGCGCUGGCAAGACUUGUAAGUUCGAGCUUCAAUGAUAUAGAAAGAACGGUAAUGGUAGAAAUUUUGGAGAGAAAGAGUAUUGAUGAGCAGGCCCCUAAAGAAGUAAAUUAUAAAAGCGCAGGACGAGAACGGUAUGACGAUAUCUUGGCUUACAAAAUACACAACGUCCUACCUAGUGAUAAGGCCGAGGCAAGAAAAAUCAAGAAAGACAGCGUUUUGUUUAUCAUAUUUCGGGGCAUGCUAUAUAAGCGGGGGUUUUCAUUACCGUUACGAAGGUGUAUAACAGCCUAUGAAUUGGCGAGGCUGAUAGAAGAGUUGCACGAGGGUGAUUGCGAAAAUCAUGCGGGGGGACGGUCAAUGUCCUUGGAAGCAAUGAAGCGAGGCUACUAUUGGCCGACAAUGAAUGCGGACACCUUAGAGUACGCCAAAAAAUGCGAUAAAUGCCAGAAAUAUGGGCCAGUGAUUAAUCAACCCCCGAAUGAUUUAACACCCAUUGUCAACCCGAUUCCGUUUGCUCAAUGGGGAAUGGAUAUUAUUGGACCAUUCACAUAG
This is a messenger RNA of Chenopodium quinoa (quinoa), 1227 nucleotides long. RefSeq lists its product as uncharacterized. Lineage: Eukaryota; Viridiplantae; Streptophyta; Magnoliopsida; Caryophyllales; Amaranthaceae. Bases 1 to 1227 code for a protein of 408 amino acids. The transcript has a single exon. Gene Ontology annotation, molecular function: RNA-DNA hybrid ribonuclease activity; nucleic acid binding. The record is from RefSeq and is a predicted model, not a curated record.